UUUAUUUUCAUAUUUCACUUUUAGCCAUUUUUGGCGACCUCUUCCUUAUUUCACGAAGAGGAGCUUCCCGAUCAACUUUCGCAUUGCCUUGUUGGUGAAAGAAUCCGGGAGUGUCGACAGAGAGAUCGGAACAUUAUUUCCAGCUCUAGGAACGGGUUCCAAUGGCCGGAGUUGGGCAUUGAUGACGGAGCUGUGUCGAAUUCAUCAUCCCAGCGUUGUCAGUCGGCCAAACGAUCGAUCUGGUGGUCUCCAUGCUCAGAAUAAAGAACAGAGUUCCUAUUUCUACAUUGCACCUGAGCCGUACGCCUCUGAGAAAAGCUUUCUUCGAAGAUAAAACUCCAAUGAACGAUAAACUCCAAUGAACACUGUUGCAUCCAUGUUUCUUCUGAGGGCUAGGAGAAUUGAAGAUAAACUCCACUAUUAGAUUGAGUGCAGGAAAACAUAUAUACACUAAGAUGAUAAUUAAGAAGAUUCAAAGGAUGAACAUACAAAAUGAAGACGAAAGUGUCAAGCCCCCUGUACAACCUCCCGCCAUGCUAUGCCGCCUCUAGGUGGUCUUUAUGGCCCACCCCGUCUUGGAAUGCAGCCUCCUCAGAAUCAGCAGCAGUAAACUCUCAGUAUGUAUCAUGAUGAAUUGUGGCCAUUUUCUUAGUCGUUGUUGAAGUUUUAUUAAUAAUCUUAUCAAAAAGAUGUUUGGUUCUUGACUUCUUGUGCUCAUUAUGCUCUCCCUUUGGUUGAGUUGGUUCAAUAUCCCUUCUUCGAUUUGAGGCUUGCUUUCUCUAUAUAAUACACUGUGUAAUGGAUAGAUGCAAACAUUGAAAUGAUAGAUUGAGUUAUUUAGUUGUGAUAAUCUUACAUAUUGUUUAUUGUUGCUUUUUGUUGCAUUUUA
Molecule: messenger RNA, 889 nt
Organism: Cuscuta epithymum
Lineage: Eukaryota; Viridiplantae; Streptophyta; Magnoliopsida; Solanales; Convolvulaceae
Source: the annotation of a GenBank genome assembly